UAUAUCACUAUGCGUGAUAUAUUAUAUCAUAUCGAUUAAAUUUUAUUUUACUUCCGUCUUGAUAAACUUUAAAAUGUCUCAGAGAGUAGCUGUUCAGACUAGAAAAUCAGGGCAUUUGAUUGUUGCGGCUAUUGAUUUUGGGACGACAUAUUCUGGAUACGCCUAUUCAUUUAAAGAUCACUAUCAACGAAAUCCGCUUCAGAUAUUCAGUCAUUCAUGGACAGAUGGGCACGGACUCUUCACCACCAAAGGGCCAACACUAGUGCUGUUUGAUAAAAAUGGAGACUUUAAUGCUUUUGGUUACGAGGCAGAAGAAAAAUAUGCACAACUUUCUUCGUCAGAUAAACAUACCGGAUGGAAGUACUUCCGACAUUUCAAAAUGACCCUUCAUAAUAGAACAAACCUCACGUUGAAAACAAAACUACGUGAUGACCAGGGGAAGACAAUGCCAGCCAUAAAAGUAUUUUCUGCCGCUAUCAAGUACCUAAAGACACACCUUUUAGACAAGUUGACAGAAUCUUACUAUAACAGACAGCAAUCAGUUAAAGGCAAUGCAGCUGCUAAAGACGUUGGUAUAAACGUGAAUGAUGAUAUACUUUGGGUCUUAACAGUUCCAGCUAUAUGGAAUGACUCAGCAAAACAAUUUAUGAGAGUAGCAGCUGUGCAGGCAGGUAUACCAGAGAGUCAGCUUUUACUUGCCUUAGAACCAGAAGCUGCAGCAAUAUUUUGUAGAACAGCAGUACUUUCUACAAACAAAAGCGACGAAGCAGGUGCCUUCAAGAAAGAUUCGCAAUUUAUGGUGAUCGAUCUUGGAGGUGGUACAGUUGAUAUCACAGUUCAUAAGGUCCACAAUGAUGAGAAAUUGCAUGAAGUUUACCCACCCAGUGGCGGACCUUGGGGUGGCACACUUGUCGAUGAACAAAUCUAUGAGUUUUUGGAAAAUCUUUUUGGAAGGAAGGUUCUACAAAUACUACAGAAGGAAAGCAAAACUGAAACCCUCGAUAUGCACAGAACAUUAGAGUUAAAGAAACGCCAGUUCAAAGUGAUGGAUGAAGAAGAUGGAAAAGUGAAUCUAACAUUACCAAGUUCUUUGUAUGAGAUAUAUGACGAAGAAAAUAGUGAAGAAACGUUCUUGGACAGGCUAGAAAGACUGAAAUCAAAUAAGGUUCAGAAGAAAAGAGGGAGAUUAAUAAUUGAUCAAGAUAUAUUUCAUGAAAUGUUCAUGAAAUCGAUUGAUAGUCUGACGGAACAUUUGGAAGCAAUAUGUAGGAGACAUGAUAUGGCAGAGGUGAAAACCUUAAUCCUGGUCGGUGGAUAUUCAGAAUGUGAUGUACUGAAACAAUCUAUCAAAGACACCUUCACAGACAAGCAUGUGAUUAUUCCAGAAGAGGCUUCAAGCGCCGUAGUUAAAGGUGCUGUUCUGUUUGGACACAAUCCUGAUAUAAUCGAUUCAAGGAGAGCGCCAUGCACAUAUGGUAUAAGCUCCGCAGUGCCGUUUGAUCCCAAAAUUCAUCCAGCUAUGCACAAGCACAGAGAUAUGUGUGAAGAUGUAUUCAAAGUCUUCAUACCAAUUGGAACUGAAAUUGUGCCAGGCAAAACUCAGGUAAUCCAUUCAUUCAACACAGCGCAGAGCUCUUCAGUAGAGAUAUAUAAAUCUAUCUCUGAGCAUCCGUCCUUCAUAACAGAUCCCGGAUGUGAAAAGGUUGGCGAGAUUGACAUUAGUGGUACUGCUGGAGAAUCAACUAGAGUGGACAUUAUCAUGAAAUUUGGAGAUACAGAAUUGCAUGUCGAGGCAAAAGAGCAAGAAACCGGAAACAAAAUAUCGGCGAAGUUUAAUUUUUUGCGAUGAAAAAAAAAAUAUAUAGGCAUAUUUAUCAUACAUACUGUUUUAGGUUGGCGACUGCUUUACUGUUGUUUAUGUGUACAUUAUUUGCUCUUACGUUUAUGUUUCAUCUCAUUCUUACAAUCAGUAUAAUAUUCGCCAAAUGAAAUACAAAUACAUGCUUUAAGAGGAUAAUUCUACCAUAAUUUAAAAGUAUCACGCAGGCACUGACACUAGAUGGUAUUGUGUGAUCUUUCUUAUAUUAUUUUUUGCAAGUACUUGUUCAGUUCUUGCAUUAAUAAAGCGCUGUUUCCAGGAACCUGAAAACACCUAUGUCUUAUAUAAUUUUGAAGUUGAUAACUAAAUAGCUGGACUAGUUCAGUCUUUAUUUGGCGAUGAAAUUUUCUUUUAUAAGUAGUAUUAUAUAUAUAUAUAUAUAUAUUUAUGCAGCCAGUUUGCAAAUAGAUAUUACGUAUUUAGAAAAUGAUAAAACAGGAUUGUUUAAAUAUAUCUAUAUACGAAUAUAUAGGAAGUAAUAAAUGUGCGGGGAUGAGAAGUUGUAUAUACUGAUUUUUGAUUUGCCUACAAAUUGUUAACACAUAUACCAAGUCAGUGUGUGUUAUUAUUGUUCACGAUGUUUGUUACCCUUUCUUAUUUGAAGGUCGGAUUUCAUAAGUGUUGACUUUAACACAUGUGAGUGUACAAUCUAAAUUGAUAAGAGAAUUUUAAAUCCAUGUUUGAUGAUAAAUUUGAAAAAUGUUCAUAAACGUAGAGUAUAUCUUAAACAUGUUCCAAUGUAAACAUGAUAAAGUUACAAUUCACCCGAUAGAUCAUUUCUUAACUGGUUUAUUUUUCUAUUUUGGUCCCAAUAUAAUAUUAUAACAUUCAUUAACUUAAGUUAUGAUUAAGAGGUUUAUACCGCUACCUUCGUUUCUUUUCAAUAUGAUCAGCGUUAGUCAUUAAAGUUAAGAUUUUAGAAAUACUAAUCAAAUGUAAUUUAAGUAUUGAUAAAGCACAAAGUUUGCUGAAACAACAGAUGCGAAAUAUAGAAAAUGUGACACCCUUAUACAGGUAAAAUUUCACAAUUUUCCUAAAUCUUACAUUUACGCAGUCUAUUAUAAGGCAGACAUAACUGUAACUCUCCCUCUGAUUUUGAAAUGUGAUAUUCUUAAAUGAGAUAUUCAUAAAUUCAAUAUUUGAAUAUUUGUUUACUAAUAAUGAUAUUAACGACUUUCGUAUGAAAAUAAAUCCGUUUCGUUCAACAAUUACACUUUUAUUUUUCUACUUGAAUGAAUGUACGACUGUACUUUAGACGUAUGAAUCUAAUGAAUGGAAGGAACUUAACCGUUCUGUUUUUGUUUCCUUUUAAGCCCCAGAAUGGAACAAUAAAUAUAUCAGUACUAUUUUAUAAUUAUACCAAUGUAAUGGAUAUACAAGACUAAUACAAUUAAUGUAUCUGAUAUUGAGAGAUUUUUUUGGUUUUCUUAUGAAAAAGCACUUUACCGAAUGUGGCUUGUGUUGUUUUGUAACGUUAUUUGAUCGGCUAUAUAGUAAACCUGUUGAUGUAAUAGGUUUCGGUAUAUUUUGUUACUCCCAUAUAAAAUACUGUUCAAUGAAGAGAUGAUAAUUAUCUACGUGAUUUCUUUGUUUUCAAUGAUUAUAUUUAAGGCUGACAAAAUAUUUACUAUUUUAAUACAUGUUUAUUGAAAAUGUCAAAUUUCAAGCAAAACGUUCUUCAAGACGCUAGCAGACGACUUUGGUUUACCAGAAAGCAGUGCAACUUUUCAAGUCGUUGUUGAUAGGUUUGAUAAUCUCUGUGCUGUCACAAAAACAAUUAAGGAUGUUGGACUCACUAAUUGUGGACUUAUAUUUGGUAAGAUCUUUACCCACAGAAUAUUGUUUUGUAUGGACUAGGAUUCGUGCUUAUCAUUCGUAAAAAUAUAUCACUCUUCGUAUUGUUUAUCAUCAUGAAAAUUGUGUAAAUCACGCAUUUGCAGACAAUUCAAAGUAUUGUUAAUCAUAGAAAAUUAUUUUAUUAUCCAUGCGUUUGUAAAUCAUCCCAGUUUUUUUUAAUUAGUUCAGUUAUUGUUGUUAACAUAUCAGAUAUCUGAAGUCGAAAAUAAUAAAAAAAACAGAACAUA
Molecule: messenger RNA, 3963 nt
Organism: Mercenaria mercenaria
Lineage: Eukaryota; Metazoa; Mollusca; Bivalvia; Venerida; Veneridae
Product: heat shock 70 kDa protein 12A-like
Exons: 8
Coding region: 74-1849 (591 amino acids)
Molecular function (GO): ATP-dependent protein folding chaperone; ATP binding
Source: RefSeq, a predicted model, not a curated record